This is a messenger RNA of Mercenaria mercenaria, 1075 nucleotides long. RefSeq lists its product as uncharacterized. The record is from RefSeq and is a predicted model, not a curated record. Lineage: Eukaryota; Metazoa; Mollusca; Bivalvia; Venerida; Veneridae. The transcript is spliced from 7 exons. Bases 275 to 1075 code for a protein of 266 amino acids.
AUCAUUCAUGAUAGAUAUUAUGACAAUAUAUUUCAUUUUGUGUCCACAGUUUAAAGCUGUGUGUUUGAUCGAUUCGUGUGGAAGUGAGACAAACUUACAUAAUAAUAUUGGAUAAAAACAAAUAUAAUUUCUCAAAAUAGUCAUGGAAUCAAAGAUACAAGUCACUAUGAGUUACAACUGAACUAAACAGGUUCCGAACCAGCAACAUAGUGAACCUACGACCUCGUUACUGUACUGGAUUAUUGCGUGUGAAACUCGGACCACAUUAACCCUGAUGUGCAGAAUGACCGCCAAAUGCAUAGAACAGCUGACACUUACACUGCUAGUAUAUUGCGUUUCAUACUCUACUUGUUGGUUAUCUGUCGAGAAAACAUUCAACGGAGAACUCAAACCAAUGGAUCCCAAUGUUUGCGCAACACAGAAUAUUACUUUUACAAGUGUGCUGCUCGAAGAACCAAAUGUCAACUUUUCAAUUGGCUUUGCUGUUAAGAAUAGAAGAACAAAAGGAAAAUAUGUGGCAGUUGACCAUGACAAAAUAAAAAAGAUCAAUGACACAGUGUCGCAGUUCACAGUGUACAACGUCAGUUUCGGAACCGAAGACGUUACAGAACUGUUUUAUUUUUAUGUUCGUAGUUACUACUGGAAGACAUUUGGUAAUACAAAUGGCACCCUUCAGCUUGGAAAAACAACUGCUUCACGUGUUUACCCACUACCUAAGAAGGUUCAAGAUUUUAAGUGCAUUGUGCUUAAUUACCUGUCAAUGAGAUGCACUUGGAAUUAUGGGAAAGAGUAUGGAGAAGAAAAUAUGCCAGAAGUAAUAUUUCAGUGGAGAAUCCCUUCAUUUUCGGGAUCGUGGAAUAAUUGCAGUGACCUAAACAUAGUGGAUAGAUAUUGCUGCUGGCAAGAUACGAGGGCAGGCUAUUUUAAAAACACUAACAUAACUGUCAGAAUAACAUUGAAACAGAAAUGUGAUAUUAACGUCUCUUCAGAGUUCCGCAUAGACACAUCAAGAAUCGUUUCGCCCAUAUCCAAAGAUGAAGUCACAAAAAUUCAGCCAAAGGAAAUUUUAAAAUAA